Messenger RNA from Acaulospora colombiana, 338 nucleotides. Lineage: Eukaryota; Fungi; Glomeromycota; Glomeromycetes; Diversisporales; Acaulosporaceae. The record is from the annotation of a GenBank genome assembly.
GCAACUGUGUCCAGUGUAUUCCAAGGAGCCAAGACGGACAAUGACACUAAAUCCAAUAUAUUCUCCGGAAAAACCUUUGGUCAGGUGUUCAUAAUGCCAUUAUUCGCGCCAAUGGUGGGACCAUUCGAUCUCGACGUUCGGGGAACCCUGAAGAAGUUCUUAUUUAUGGCGGCAAAAAUCAACGUAGAAAUCUUUCAUUCACAUUCAAGUCCAGCUCUAACUCUUUAUAAAGCUCCUGACAUCAAGGCAAUCGUCCGAGAUGGAAAGCAGAAUAUCAUCUAUCCGCAAUGGGUGCUGGAUAGUGUCAAUAAGAAACAAGUCCUCUCUUUCCGGUCCAA